Molecule: messenger RNA, 1717 nt
Organism: Amphibalanus amphitrite
Lineage: Eukaryota; Metazoa; Arthropoda; Thecostraca; Balanomorpha; Balanidae
Product: BEN domain-containing protein 5-like
Exons: 7
Coding region: 130-1332 (400 amino acids)
Biological process (GO): negative regulation of DNA-templated transcription; intra-Golgi vesicle-mediated transport
Cellular component (GO): Golgi membrane
Molecular function (GO): DNA binding
Source: RefSeq, a predicted model, not a curated record
CGGCUACUCGUACAACAUUGCCUAAGCACUCAUUCAAUAACUGCACUUAUUGAUCUUAUCACUUAAAACUUGCAUAGGUAUAUAUUAGUAUAUUUUUUUUUUUGGUCUUGACCCUUCAUUUAUAUAGGGAUGUUUGCAUACAUAUGCUAUUUACGCGACAAUGUCAAACGAGUCGUCCCGAUUAAAGAUAUAAAAGAUUUCCAUCCUCGAACCGUCCGCGAUUUUGACCCAACGGUCAUUGUAAGGGCUUACUGGCGCGGCCUGAAAGACGACAUCCCAUAUGAAGAAGCUCGAAGAUACAACGCCCAAGUACUGAAGCUCGGAGAAACCAGGGAGAGCAUCGCAACCACCAUAGCGGCAAAAAGAGUGCAUCAGCCCAAAAUAGUGCCAGCCACCGACGUCACAUCCAUGUCCAGUGAAGAGGAAACGGAUUUCGAACAAGAGACACAAAAGCCAGCGAGCACAAGGACUCCCGCUCAAGACGCCGAAAGACAACGUCUGAGAGACAUAGUGAACCGACACCACGCCAACGCUAUGGACGGAAGUCCAGACAACGAUGCAGACACGUCAUGUGGAGAACCAUCCGCAAGAUCCGAAACUGUUUAUCGGGAAGUAGUGGAGCAGAGGGACAGGUACAAAACCAGGUGUGACGACCUGCAAAAGCAGCUGAGCGAGACCAAAUCAGCUCUGUCAGAGCUGGAAGGCGAGCUGGAGGACACGAAAAAGGAGAUGAAGAUGCUUCGUCUCCUCAAUGCAAAAUAUCAAGUUCGGAUAGUCAAAGCUGUCGAGACGCAGAUGCGAUGCAUUCAGGAGCAGCCCAGCCGGUCAAGCGCCAGCAACGGGGGUGGGUGCGCGCCGCAACGGUGCGAAAGCGGUAAAAGCAGUUCGACCCCCCAGCCACGCCCGUGUCGCCCGGAAAAUCCACCACGACCACUUUCCCAGCCUGAGCUAUUCAGCACAGAGGAGCAGCCGGGCCCAGCCGGUGAUCCGGGGAGCCCGGUAAGCAUAAGACCGGAUGUGUUGGAAACCAUUCGAGGCCAGCGCACGGCUUCGCUGAUGGUAAAAAAUAUGGCUGUCGCUCUCUGGGGCACGGAGGGCCUCGCCAACCGGUCCGUUACCGGGUCAGCCUCCAACCGGACUCAAGGGCGUGAGCCAAAACAGAGGCUCACCCCCAAGAAACUUGAGGCUAUCAAAAGUGAACUACGGUCACAAAUGACCAAGCGGGGUGCCGACGAUGCGGAGGUACAGAACACCCUCAAAAAGGUCCCGCGCUUCAUCAACGAAAAAAUUCAGGAUAUCCGUCGGAAAACCAAGACGACGCAGCAGGACUGAUUGUGACAAAAAGGCGACCGUGUGACCCGCACACACGCCUUCCUUAGAGGCAAAAGGCCCCCGCCCUACCCCAUCCGGGCUAACCCGUGCCCGGCCCCCUCCAGCAUGUGCUGGGCGGGCCGGGCCGCCGGCCCGUCGCGCGGACCGCCUGUGGCUCGCGCUGAACGGGUCGGUGGUCAGGGGGCGCCGCCUCGCAAGUAUAGUGGCACUUUAGUCGCACUCAGGUGCGAGGCGGCGCGGGCGGGGGCAGAGGUGGUGCCAGCAAGAGCCACUUGUAUAUAUACUACGUGAAUUAUAAAUGAAGGAAUAGCUUAUGCACCUGUGUUGUUCUGAUGUGAAAUAACCAUUUUCUGUAAAAUAGUAAUACAUUAUUUGCUCCUUUUAA